Messenger RNA from Penicillium lagena, 1464 nucleotides. Its product is annotated as bifunctional nucleoside/nucleotide kinase/histidine phosphatase family protein. Gene Ontology annotation, biological process: fructose 2,6-bisphosphate metabolic process; fructose metabolic process. Bases 1 to 1464 code for a protein of 487 amino acids. The record is from RefSeq and is a predicted model, not a curated record. Gene Ontology annotation, cellular component: cytosol. Gene Ontology annotation, molecular function: 6-phosphofructo-2-kinase activity; ATP binding; fructose-2,6-bisphosphate 2-phosphatase activity. Lineage: Eukaryota; Fungi; Ascomycota; Eurotiomycetes; Eurotiales; Aspergillaceae. The transcript has a single exon.
AUGGUUGUGAUUUACAGAAAGAUUGACUCUGCUGGUGUCCAGUCCGAUGACUCGAAAAUCUGUGUGGUGAUGGUUGGCCUACCAGCUCGAGGCAAGAGUCUCAUUGCUGGCAAGGGUAAGUGCUUGUUGAUUCUCUGCUCAAAUCAUACUGACAGCCCUCCAGCCAUGCGUUACCUGGGCUGGGUGGGCAUCCCAGCGCGUGUCUUCAACGUGGGCAGCUAUCGCCGUCACAACACGCCCCAACCUGCCGCCACCUUCUUCGAUCCUCACAACGAAGAAGGCGAGCGCAUGCGCCGCGCCGCCGUUGAGGCUGCCAUGUCCGACAUGCUCAGGUGGUUCCAGUCCGGCAAGGGCGUCGUCGCCAUCCUGGAUGCGACCAACUCCACCAAGGAGCGGCGUGCAUGGAUCUAUGAGAAGUGCCGCCAGGCCGACAUCGAGACUCUCUUUGUCGAGUCCAUCUGCGACGACGAGGACCUGAUCAUGACUAAUAUCCUCGAGGUCAAGACGACCUCCCCGGACUACAAGGGCCAGGACCCUGAGGCUGCUGCGCUGGACUUCCGCACUCGCAUACGCAACUAUGAGAAGGCUUAUGAGACCAUCGACGAUCACGAGAAGCACUUCACCUACGUCAAGCUCAUCAACGUUGGCUCCACCGUCAUCAUCAACCAGAUCAAGGACUACCUCUCCAGCCGCCUAGUGUACUAUAUCCAGAAUCUCCACAUCAAGCCUCGCUCGAUCUGGCUGUCUCGUGUAAGUUGUAUUAAUUUGAUAUAUCACGAAUGUCUACUAACAAGAACUCAGCACGGCGAGUCCGAAUUCAACCUGACAGGCCGUAUCGGCGGCGACUCUUGCAUCUCCGAGCGCGGUGAGCGAUACGCGAGAGCCCUCCCCUCUCUCCUCCGCAAAUCCGGCGUCCCCCCAAACACGAAGAUCGUCAUCUGGACGUCAACCCUCCGACGCACGAUCCAAACAGCCCGCCACCUGAAAAACGAAACCGGCUUCGAGAAGCUGGAAUGGAAAGCGCUGGACGAGCUAGACUCUGGCCUCUGCGACGGGCUGACCUACGAAGAAAUCGCCGAGAAGUACCCCGAGGACUUCGCCGCCCGCGACGAGGACAAGUAUAACUACCGCUACCGCGGCGGCGAGUCCUACCGCGACGUGGUGAUCCGUCUCGAACCUAUCAUCAUGGAGCUGGAGCGCUCCGAGAACGUUAUCAUUGUAACCCACCAGGCUGUUCUGCGCUGCAUAUAUUCAUAUUUCAUGAAUGUGCCCCAGGAGAAGAGCCCUUGGAUGGAGGUUCCGCUGCACACGCUGAUCAAGCUCACCCCCCGCGCUUAUGGGACGGAGGAGCAGCGCUUCAAGGCAGAUAUUCCAGCUGUGUCGACUUGGAGAGGGAAAGGGUCAUCGGCGAAGCACCAGGAGUUUCCGGCGGAGGGCGAGUCCAAGGAGGAGGGUGGGAAGUAA